Penicillium hordei is the source of this 387-nucleotide messenger RNA. RefSeq lists its product as uncharacterized. The coding region runs from base 1 to 387 and encodes 128 amino acids. NCBI's taxonomy places the organism in Eukaryota, Fungi, Ascomycota, Eurotiomycetes, Eurotiales, Aspergillaceae. The record is from RefSeq and is a predicted model, not a curated record. The transcript is spliced from 3 exons.
AUGUCGACUUCAUCCACACCAUUUUCGAAAUGGUUUAUGCUACUGAGUAUCAUGCUUUUGUCUCAUGGUGCUACGAGCCAGAGUAAUGCUAUGAAUGCUUCGAUACAGAGUGACCCUCAUUUUAUCAGAUGGUACAUGGGACCUUCAACAACCCAGGCAUUAACAGAUCCCGAGACUUGGACUAACUCUGGGAACUAUGCGCGCGGUUGCUCUAAAGGUGCUUGCGGCUAUGCCACAGAUUGUACAGGCAAUAGUAUCACCUAUGAUGAUGGUAAAACGUCUUCAUGCAAUGUAUUUCGUACCAUGACCAUCUUCCAAUCAGCACCAUACGCAAACAACGGCCGCACCCACAGUUGCCGCAUCGACCACGGCCACCCAAGCCGGUGA